CAUCUCCAAUUAUCCAGCUAACAAUCCAAAACCCCAAAUAUUUGCUUCUGUCACCUUUCGGCAUUGUUUGUUCUCAGCAUUAAAUUAAACACCACUUGAUCUCCCCUUCUGUAGCUCCAGAUACCAAAACAAGCACAAAAUCUCCCUAAGCUAAACCCCCAUCUCCGUGACCUAAACAGAAGCUCCGAUUAACUCCAAUUUCCUUUUCAAUGGCCGCUGGAACAGUGUUAGCCUCCUCUUUGUCACUCACAUUAGCACCCUCUUUUAGAAAAACCUAUCUCAGAAUCUUAUCCCAUCGUGUUCACUCUCCAAUUGAUCGUAACAGGCACCUUGUUUGGAAAAAUUCAAAGCAGCUCUUAUCCAAUCACUGUCCCGGAGAUUUAUCCGUUUCUUUGUUUGUCCCAAGAGAUUCUUCAAAUGGGUUUUUGGAUGGGUCUGACGAGAAAGAAGUUUUGCCCUCUUUUGAGGGGAAGCCGGUGAAGUUUCUCCUCUGGGUUGUGUUCUGGGCUUCUGUGUCUCUUGCUUGGUUUGCUGCGUCUGGGGAUGCUAAAGCUGUUGCUGCUUCUGAUUCCAUUAGAGCAUCCAGCUUUGGGCUCAACAUUGCCGCCGCGUUGCGCCGCUCAGGCUGGCCUGAUGAAGCUGUUGUGUUUGCUCUCGCUACGCUUCCUGUCCUUGAGCUUCGUGGAGCUAUUCCUGUCGGUUACUGGAUGCAACUCAAGCCCACUGUUUUAACAGUCCUAGCUAUUCUGGGCAACAUGGUUCCUGUACCCCUCAUUGUACUUUACCUGAAGAAAUUUGCUUCUUUUCUCUCCCGGAGAAACCAGUCAGCAUCUCGGUUAGUGAACUUGCUAUUUGAGAAGGCCAAAGAGAAGGCUGGCCCUGUGGAAGAGUUUCAGUGGUUGGGGCUGAUGCUUUUUGUGGCUGUUCCAUUCCCUGGAACAGGAGCGUGGACAGGGGCCUUCAUAGCUUCCAUUCUUGAUAUGCCAUUCUGGUCAGCUUUAUCAGCAAAUUUCUGUGGGGUUGUGUUUGCUGGGCUUCUGGUAAACUUGUUGGUUAACCUAGGUCUCAAAUAUGCCAUCAUUACUGGUAUUAUUCUCUUCAUCAUUUCCACCUUUAUGUGGGGUAUACUUAGAAAUGUUAGGAAGGCUUUGAACUCAUCAACCUGACAGUUAACUAUUUACUGCGCCUACUUUUCCAUCUUCAAAGAACCGCAAGCCCUCAAUUUUCAAUCAGAAAUGUCAAGAAGCUUCUCUGCUGUUUUCUGUUACUUUUGCCCAAUCCCUUAGAUUUUGUUUCCUAGUAGUGCAAAGUCCGUCUAAUCUUUUGAAACUUUAGCAAAGUGGUAGCAUUUAUCAGUACUUUCACAACUUUGAACCUUAGGGUUAUGUAUUCUUCCUGCAUUGUUCAGCAGAUAGGGCAGUUACUUGACGCUAUCACACAUACAACAGUCCCGUAGUAAGUGAUUGGUAUCCUGAGUGAUUGGUAUCCUGGGUUUAUGGUCAUGCUUCAUCAAUUUCUAAGGAAUAAGGUGUUUGAUCAUUUCGUAACAUUUGUAUCUUUCUUCAGACUUCGGUAGCUUGGACGAAAAUGAAAAUGUCAUCAAUGAAAUUGCUGAUUAGGUUGUAAUUUGAAAAAUGAAUGAGAAAUUGGAAG
Messenger RNA from Rubroshorea leprosula, 1653 nucleotides. NCBI's taxonomy places the organism in Eukaryota, Viridiplantae, Streptophyta, Magnoliopsida, Malvales, Dipterocarpaceae. The record is from the annotation of a GenBank genome assembly.